AUGGCAUCUAAGCAGGGGCAUCUGGUGGUUUUGCAGCAGCACAAUGCUAUUCCAGUGCGCGCUUUUGCAAAGGAAGCUGCUCGUCCAACAUUUAAAGGAGAUGAGAUGUUGAAGGGUGUCUUCACGGAGAUCAAGAACAAAUUUCAGGCUGCAGUUGAUAUUCUCCGUAAGGAAAAAAUCACCCUUGAUCCAGAGGACCCAGCUGCGGUAAAACAGUAUGCAAAUGUCAUGAAGACCAUCAGGCAAAAGGCAGACAUGUUCUCUGAAUCUCAACGCAUUAAAUAUGAUAUUGAGAACGAGACUAAAGAUAUCCCAGAUGCUCGUGCAUACUUGUUGAAGUUGAAGGAUAUCCGCACUAGGAGAGGGCUUACUGAUGAGCUUGGUGCUGAGGCCAUGAUGUUCGAGGCUUUGGAGAAAGUUGAAAAGGAUAUAAAGAAGCCUCUCUUGAGAAGCGACAAGAAAGGAAUGGAUCUUUUGGUUGCAGAAUUCGAAAAAGGCAACAAAAAGCUUGGAAUAAGGAAGGAAGAUCUUCCUAAAUACGAGGAGAAGCUGGACCUCAGCAUUGCCAAAGCACAGUUGGAUGAGCUUAAGAGUGAUGCUCUUGAAGCAAUGGAAUCUCAGAAGAAGAAGGAGGAGUUCAAGGAUGAGGCAAUGCCUGACGUGAAGUCGUUGGACAUCCACGUAUACAAGCUUUAUACUGUAACUUGGCCAAUCGCUAUGUCGAUUUCUCUGAAACCACCUUCUCUUCCCGGAACGAGAGCUUCUUCUCUCUUACUCAGCCGAUUCGUCACCCGUCGAACGGCUUUCUCUCCGGUCAAUUCUCGCCGGAAGCUUCAUCCUUCCAUAGAUGACACAUCGUUUUCCGGACGGAGAGUUGGUUUCCGCGCGCGAACUAGUAUUACUGUUCGCUCGGUUUUGGAGACGGCGAAGAGUACGAUGUCGGAAGAGCCUGAGCCUCCGGUAAGAUUAGUUGCUAUCGUCGGGAAAGGAGAAGUAAGCCCACUCAAAUCCACCUCCUGGGACGAAGUUAUGCUCCACACUAGACUGAAAUGGGUUGAUGAAGGAUACGAAAUGCUCGUCUUUGAUGAUGAAAUUCUGAGCUCAAAUGAUCAGAGAGCUAUGAAUCUGAAACAGGAGCUGGAUCAGACUGAUAUAUUGGUUGUGGUUGCUGUUAAUAACCCUGAAUCAGUGAAGUGGAUUCAGUCAAACAGCAAAUACAUCAAGAACAUAAUUUGCUUCGAGUCUUCUCCUGAUUUGAUGAACAGGCUCGGAGGAAUUGAUUUUGGAAUCGGCAAGAAGGACAAGGAAGCAAAAGAGGUUGUGAAGACAGUGGGAGAUGCUUGGGAGCGUCGUAACUCUGAUGAUAUAAGGUUCUGUCUGCUUGUGAUCAUCAACGCCUACAUAAGACCAGUCCCUGUUUUGCAGAACUUGAGGUCCAAAGGGUUUUCGACGCUUGGUUGUAUGGUUAAAAACUGUGGGCCUCAGAUUUUGAACUGUCUCUUGGAUCCGAAUUGUCGGAAAGCUCUUCAGUGUUUGAACCAAUGUAGUCCUGUGGAUCAAGUGUGCAGUUACAGAUGCAUUGCUUCUUAUGAGAGUCCACACUUUGAAGCAUUCUCUCUCUGUGUACUACAGAAACACAACUGUCUAGAACUGGAUGCGAAGAUCCCUGAGAAGCCUUAUGUGCCUCCCAUGACGAGUUUUCGAGGGAAAGAGUUGUGUCAUGAGACAGCAGAAGACUUGUUUGUCGGAUGGUUAGGGGACUUGGAUUGGAGCUGGCGUGUCGUGGCCGGACAAAACCCGGCUUAUGAUCAGUUCCCAUGUCAGUACCAGCUUUUCUACAGAGGGAAAGGGAAGUCAUCGUUUUGGUAUGAGCCUGUGUUUCAGGUGAGGACGCUUGAAGGGAAGCUGGUGUGGAGAAGGAGAAGAUACUCGGUCAAGAGAGGAAAGACCCCUGCGACGUUCCGGUUCAGUGUUUUGGACAACGGUGUGGUGUCAAACGAGUUUUGGACUAUAGUUGAUGUGUCUGAUGAUCUAAGCUGGGGACUGUUCCAUUACAAUGGAGCGGCUCGUGUUGCGGGACAGUCUUACACCGGGGCUGUGCUCGUGACGCCGGAUGGUUCGUACCCGGCAGAGAAGGAAAAGGAGAGGUUACAGUCUGCGUUGGAGAAAUGUGGGAUUAAGGAGUGGGAACUCUUUGCUGUUGAUAACUGUUCUUGCGAGAAUCCACCAUUGGGGAUUCCAGAAGGUUCAAGACUACAUUCAAGAAUCAGCAUCAUCAAGGAACCAGACUCGGUUCAGCGUAUAGAGAUGUGAGAAAGUUUCUCCAGAGGUAAACAGAAGUUGAAAACGAAUAUUACAAACACAAGGAACCAAAAUGUAGGAAGCAUAUAUUGUCUUAAGACUCACCAUCUUGGGUAUAUCUCGAGGAGAUCUUGCUCUAUGUACAUAAGAUGGAUGUCUCGAAGUUGAUCCUCUUUUGUUGCAGCUUCAAGGCCAUCCUGUGCAUGAACCGAAAAAGAAUACAAAAAUUGUUGAAAUCAUAUAAAACAAAACAAGAUAUGAUUUAGAGUGUUCUAGAUUAAUUCUUUACCGUAGAAGACAUUAUGCACUGUAUAUGAAACGCUUCCUUGCAGUGCCCGCAUGAGUAAAUCUUAGCGUUGCAUUGUGAUCCACAUAGAGAACAACUCUUGCCUUCCGACGAAUAUGUUAGCUCGACUGUAUGUUGAUGUCGUUGAUUCUUCACCAUGUUCGGAAACCCAACACAUUCUACAUGAGCACUGAAUCCACAAUCAACACAGC
This is a messenger RNA of Thlaspi arvense, 2799 nucleotides long. The record is from the annotation of a GenBank genome assembly. NCBI's taxonomy places the organism in Eukaryota, Viridiplantae, Streptophyta, Magnoliopsida, Brassicales, Brassicaceae.